Cervus elaphus (red deer) is the source of this 1826-nucleotide messenger RNA. Its product is annotated as PRAME family member 12-like. Gene Ontology annotation, cellular component: cytoplasm. The record is from RefSeq and is a predicted model, not a curated record. Bases 156 to 1577 code for a protein of 473 amino acids. Lineage: Eukaryota; Metazoa; Chordata; Mammalia; Artiodactyla; Cervidae. Gene Ontology annotation, biological process: positive regulation of cell population proliferation; negative regulation of apoptotic process; negative regulation of DNA-templated transcription. The transcript has 4 exons.
AGAAAGGUCUAUAAAAGCCCCAGUACCAAAGAAAGUAUACAGAAUCUUCCAGCUCCAGAGGCACCAUCUGGGCUCUCCACCGUGUUUGAGAUCUGAGCAGCCUGCCACCCACAUCAGAGCUGUACCCACAGGAUUCCUUUUGGAACCAAGUCAGGAUGAGUCUCCAGACCCGACCCAGACUCUUGAACCUGGCAGCAGUGAGCCUGCUGAGGGACGAGGCCUCAGCCAUCACUGCUCUGGAGUAUCUGCCCAUUGAACUCUUCCCCCCACUCUUCAUGGAAGCCUUCUGUGGGAGUCGAAGUGAGACCCUGAAGGCCAUGGUGUAUGCCUGGCCCUUUGUCCGUCUGCCUCUCGGGGGCCUGAUGCAAAAGCCUCACUUGGGGACCUUACAAGCAGUUCUGGAUGGUCUUGAUAUCCUGAUUGCCCAGAAAAAACAUUCCAAGAGGUGCAAACUGCGGGUGCUGGAUUUAAGGAAUACUGGCCAGGACUUCUGGAAAAUGUGGUCUGGAUCAAGUGUCCAUGUAUCCUCAAGCUCAUCAAUGACACCAGUGGCUGAGGUCAGGUCAAGGACAGAGCAGCCCUUGGCUCCUUUAGAGGUGUUCAUAGAACUGCACUUCAAGGAAAGUACCACAGAUGACUUCCUCAUCUACCUCAUGAGGUGGGUGGAGCAGAGAAAAGCUUCCAUACACCUGUGCUCUAAUAAGCUGAAGGUCACUUCAAUGUCCUUAGAAAAUAUUGUGCAGGUCCUGGGUAUAGUGCAACUGGACUGUAUUCAGGAAGUGGAAGUGAAUUGCAUUUGGCAUCUGUCCACUCUGGCCAUGUUUGCUCUUUUCUUGGGCCAAAUGAGUAAUAUACAGAGACUCCAUCUCUCCCACAUCCAUGGGCUAGCAAUUGAAGAGGAGGAAGAGUAUUACCACAUUGUCCAAAUUACCUCUCAGUUCCGCAAGUUGUACCACCUCCGGGAUCUGUAUUUGGAGACUCCCUCCUUCCUUGAAGGCUGCCUGAACCAGAUGCUCAGGUGCCUGAUGACUCCCUUGGAUAACCUUGCUAUAACUCACUCUCUCCUUACGGAUUCAGACUUGACCCAUCUGUCCCAAUGUCCAAACGUUAGUCAGCUAAAGGGCCUGGAUCUGAGUGGUGACCUCCUGACGUACUCCAAUGCUGAGCUCCUCUCAGUUCUCCUGGAGAAAGUUGCAGGCACACUUGAAACACUGGACUUAAACAUGUGUGGGAUUAGGGACUUCCAUCUUGAAGCCAUCCUGCCUGCCCUGAGCCACUGCUUCCAGCUCAAGUCCUUCAGCAUGCGUGGAAACCUUCUCUCCAUGGCUAUCAUGGAGAAGAUGCUGCGACACACUUCCGCACUGCCCAGUUUAAAUAAAGAGCUGUAUCCUGUCCCUCAGGAGAGUUUGCAGUCUAGGGGAAUCCUUCAACCACAGAGACUUGCACAGUGUCGGGCUGAACUGUUUGAGAUUCUGAAGGACUUAGGACGUCCCAGGACCAUUUGGAUUAGCUCUAUCUCCUGUCCACAGUGUGAAGGUCUUGAAUUCUAUCAUCCUGAGCCCAUUAUAUACCAGUAAAUAUCCUUGCCUAGUUGAUUGCCUACAUCACAAAUUUUCUUGGAUACUAAAAGCUAGGACAGAGUUGCAUCAUAAGGGAACAGAAACUCAUGGUUUCAGAUAUCUGCUCAAAGUGAAUAUGAGAAGGAAAAAUGAUUCAGCAAAGGUGCAGGAUAGCAGAGGAAAAAGUUGAUUCUGGGAGGAAAAGGGGGCUUGGAGGACAAGUGUCCUAAAGAGCCAGGAAGAUGAACCUAAAUUUCAUUAGGUGGA